ACUUGCAAUCCUCUACUUAGUGACAACCAUAUCCUAUCCUCAGAUAAAAGCAAUCAUUUGUCCCUCGCCUCAGCAGCAGACAGCCUUUAACCAUGGGUCAUUCGAAUGGACGUUUCGUUGGCGACAAUCCGCCACCGUAUAAGCCAGAUCCCAACAAGCCCUCGAAUCCUUAUGUCUUAGGAUACAAAUUCGAGGUACACUCACAUAUCGCGCCGAGCCCUCUGGGGUCACCAUACACGAAUGAUACGAUUUUACCCCCUGCUGAUAUGCACGAGUCGACUCAACUGGAGUAUUGCUUAUCACAUCCGCCUCGUGCGGGAUCACUGUCGGACAAGUCAAUGUGCUUAGAGAUCACCAAGGCUAUAAGACUUACCGAGAGCGAAGAUAUUCAGAGUGGGGCUCAAAUCGUUGUUGUCAAUCAAACCAUGGUCGCAAAGAUCUAUGAUCCUCUUUACUACAUCCCAGACGAUUUCGCUAUCAAAUUUGACGCCGUUGCUAUGGCAGAUUCAGACUACACUCGUGAAGCACUGGCCUAUCAAGAACUCAAAGAGUUCCACGGAAACUAUGUACCUCACUAUUACGGCUCUUGGUCCUGCUAUAUAUCUACGGAGUCACCUACAGGCAAAACGGUGCAACGUCCUGUUAGACUCAUCUUGAUGGAAUACAUCCAAGGCGUUAGCCUCCACGAGCUACUCCCUACGGAACUCUCCAAUGAACAGCGCUCAAAUAUAAUGGUCAAGGUCAUUGAGUUAGAAGCUAUGAUAGAACAUCGUGGCGGUGUAUCUCAAAAAGACAUAGCUCCAAGAAAUUUCAUUUGCACAGGCCACGACUAUGUUGAUCCGAACCUUCGAAUUGUACUCAUUGACUUUAAUGUCUCAGUUGUCAGGAGACUAGCACUCCCGGUAUCACCUAUCUACAGGUGGACAGCUAACGCUGGUGACUUUGCCUAUGACUGGCUUCCGAGGGCAAGGAACGAUCGCCGGGCCUGGCUAUUAGACCACUUUAAAGGAUCGCAUCUAUUCCAAGAAGCGUCCUAGGUACUGAUCUAUGAGAGACGUAAUAGUCAAACUCUGCGCAUGGCCUCGAAGAGAAGUUGAGACCUUUAAAGAACAGCCGGCAUGCUUCACGCUCACAGAAGACACGCCUUUGGAUGAACUUAAAAGGCAUAACAUGGUGACAUUAUUGCCUAAUCAUCUGGCACGAAUUUAAACAACGA
Messenger RNA from Pseudovirgaria hyperparasitica, 1216 nucleotides. RefSeq lists its product as uncharacterized. The coding region runs from base 93 to 1037 and encodes 314 amino acids. Gene Ontology annotation, molecular function: ATP binding; protein kinase activity. NCBI's taxonomy places the organism in Eukaryota, Fungi, Ascomycota, Dothideomycetes, Acrospermales, Acrospermaceae. The record is from RefSeq and is a predicted model, not a curated record. The transcript has a single exon. Gene Ontology annotation, biological process: protein phosphorylation.